This is a messenger RNA of Oenanthe melanoleuca, 4226 nucleotides long. RefSeq names its product PHD finger protein 12 (gene PHF12). NCBI's taxonomy places the organism in Eukaryota, Metazoa, Chordata, Aves, Passeriformes, Muscicapidae. The transcript is spliced from 15 exons. Gene Ontology annotation, molecular function: protein binding; transcription corepressor activity. Gene Ontology annotation, biological process: negative regulation of transcription by RNA polymerase II. Gene Ontology annotation, cellular component: nucleus; Sin3-type complex. The coding region runs from base 360 to 3389 and encodes 1009 amino acids. The record is from RefSeq and is a predicted model, not a curated record.
UGCGCGCGGGGCCCGGAGCGUCGGCGCCGCCUGUGCGCGGGGCGUGCGCGGUGCGUGAGCGGCCGCGGCGGGCGCGGGGCCGCCGCCCCCUCCCUCCCUCACCCACCCACCCCCUGCGCGGCAAUGGCAGCGGGCGUCGGGCUCCCCGCGGCCGCCCCCGGGCACGGCUGGAGGAGGAGGAGGACGACGCGCAAGCCGCAGCGGCCCGUGGGAUAGGCCCCGCCGCCCGCCCGCCCCCGCCGCGCCGCGCCCCCCCCCCGCCGCCUCGACGCGGAGCCGCCGCUGAGGGGCCGCCGCACGUCCCCGCCUCGCUCCCUCUCGCCGGGGGGGGCUCUCGGGGCCGCUCCUGGGCUGGAUGAAUGUGGGAGAAGAUGGAGACCAAGACGAUCGUCUACGACCUGGACACCUCCGGGGGGCUGAUGGAGCAAAUCCAGGCCCUCCUGGCUCCCCCCAAGAGCGAAGAUGGGGAGAAGAAGAGCAGGAGGCUCGAGAAGGAGCCCAGGCGAAGUGGCAGGGCCACUAACCACGAUAGCUGCGAUAGCUGCAAGGAAGGAGGGGAUCUGCUGUGCUGCGAUCACUGCCCCGCCGCUUUCCACCUCCAGUGCUGCAACCCUCCGCUCAGCGAGGAGAUGCUGCCUCCGGGGGAGUGGAUGUGCCACCGCUGUACCGUGCGCCGCAAGAAGCGAGAACAGAAGAAAGAGCUGGGGCAGGUAAAUGGAUUGGUGGACAAAUCUGGGAAAAGGACCACCUCCCCCACCAGUGACGCAGACCUGUUGGACAGGUCUAGCAGCAGCAUCAGGGCUAAUGCGCAUGCCAGGAUCUUGGAAAGGAGAGCGAGCCGGCCUGGCACUCCCACAUCCAAUGCCAGCACCGAGACCCCCAACUCAGAACAGAAUGAUGUCGAUGAGGACAUAAUUGACGUGGAUGAUGACUCUGCCAUUGCAGAAAUGGACUGUGGGCAGCCCCAGCUGAAGCGACCCUUUGAGCUUCUUAUUGCUGCUGCCAUGGAAAGGAACCCAACGCAGUUCCAGCUGCCGAACGAACUGACCUGCACCACAGCACUUCCAGGUACUAGUAAGAGGAGGAGAAAGGAAGAAACCACAGGAAAGAAUGUCAAGAAAGCACAACACGAGUUAGACCACAAUGGUUUGGUUCCCUUGCCAGUGAAGGUCUGCUUCACAUGCAACAGGAGUUGCAGAGUGGCACCUCUAAUCCAGUGUGAUUAUUGCCCACUCCUGUUCCACAUGGAUUGUCUGGAGCCACCGCUUACUGCCAUGCCUCUGGGUAGAUGGAUGUGCCCAAAUCACAUAGAACACGUGGUGCUGAACCAGAAGAACUUGACCCUGAGUAAUCGGUGCCGAGUAUUUGACCGGUUCCAGGACACCAUAUCUCAGCAUGUUGUCAAAGUGGAUUUCUUAAACCGAAUCCAUAAGAAACACCCUCCAAAUCGCAGAGUUCUUCAGUCAGUGAAGAGGAAAGGUCUGAAGGUUCCUGAUGCUAUAAAGUCCCAAUACCGGCUUCCACCCCCGUUACUCGCGCCUGCAGCAAUUAGAGAUGGCGAGCUGAUCUGUAACGGGAUCCCUGAGGAACCCUUGCAGAAGCACCUUUUGAACACUGAGCACUUAGCCAGCCAGACAGAACAACAGGAGUGGCUCUGUAGUGUUGUUGCGCUCCAGUGCAGCAUAUUGAAACAUUUAUCUGCUAAGCAGAUGACUUCGCUUUGGGACUCUGAACAAACAGAGAAGGCUGAUAUUAAGCCUGUUAUUGUGGCAGAUGGCUCACUCGCCAACCCUUACCAGGCAGCUGACAAGGCACCCACACCUUCCCUCUAUUCCAUGUCAUCCUGCACCUCAGGGAUUACCACCCAGAAUUCCUUGAGCUCCUCGCAAUCCCAGCAGACAUUGUCACAGGAAGAUGUUAACUGCAGCUCUUGUAUAGAUAAAUCCAAGAAGACAUCUUCUUGCGGGACUUCGAACGGGCCGACAGCCUCUGACGUUAAAGUGAACGGGCCUCAUUUCUAUGGCGUUUCAUCCGAAUCCUCAGCACAGUUGACUGACUCCCAGAGGCUCACGGGCUCUGGGAACACAAUACCUGUUUUGUCUCAUCGGCAAACGUGGCCUCGGCCCCUCACGCCCCCAGCCAGUUGCGGACUUCUGAAUCACACCAUUGGAACCAUUGUCAAAACAGAGAACGUAGCAGGACCUGUUUCUUGUGCACAAAGGGGAUCUGCGCCGGUCACGAGUUUGCCUACGUCCAUCUCGAGCUCCUGUGCCAGCCUGGAGACCACCAGCACUUUGCAAAGGAAGAAUGUGCAGACGCAGGUCGGGCCGCCGCUGACGGCAGAGCUGCGGGCCGGGGGCUCCCCACUCAGUGCCACCCGGGCUCUCACCCCUCCCCAGGCUGCAGGAGAUGGCAUCUCAGCUGUUGGGUCCACAAACAGAUUCUGUUCACCAGCACCACCUUCAGAUGGUAAGGUCAGUCCCAGCACCUUAUCCAUAGGAAGCGCUUUAACUCUACCCUCAUCACUCACUUCAAACUCUGCAGCUAUGUUGGAUUUCACCAGUUCCCUGAAAGCGUUUAUGGACGGGGAGAUUGAGAUAAAUAUGUUGGAUGAGCAGCUGAUCAAGUUUCUGGCCUUGCAGAGAAUACAUCAGCUCUUUCCUCCCAAAGCUCAGUCUCUAGCCAGCAGUGUCAAUUCCCAUCAGCAAUCUUCUGUAGGAAACCACAUUGAAGCGCAAAGAAAGGAAGUGCAAGCCCGGGCGGUGUUCUAUCCUCUGAUGGGCUUGGGGGGUGCAGUCAAUAUGUGCUAUCGAACCCUCUACAUUGGGACAGGAGCUGAUAUGGAUGUGUGCCUUACAAGCUAUGGUCACUGUAACUAUGUGUCUGGCAAACAUGCCUGCAUAUUCUAUGAUGAGAAUACGAAGCAUUAUGAGCUGUUGAACUACAGUGAGCAUGGGACGACCGUGGACAAUGUUCUGUAUUCGUGUGACUUCUCGGAGAAGAUGACACCCACUCCUCCCAGCAGUAUUGUUGCCAAAGUGCAGAGUGUGAUAAAACGACAUAAAAGCAGAAAACAGGAAGAGGAGGCGCAUGAAGAGGCUGCUGUGAUGAACUCCCAGGCACAAGGGCAGCAUCGAAAACCCUGUAACUGCAAAGCCAGCAGCUCCAGUUUGAUCGGGGGCAGCGGGGCUGGCUGGGAGGGCACGGCCCUGCUCCACCAUGGCAGUUACAUCAAGCUGGGCUGCCUGCAGUUCGUUUUCAGCAUCACCGAAUUUGCGACCAAACAGCCCAAGGGGGACACUGCCUUAGUACAAGAUAUGGACUUGGAGGAGAAGCUUUCUCUGAAACCCCACCAGGUGCCCGUGCUGCGGUCCAACUCAGUUCCCUAGGAAUUUUUAGGAAGAGAGCUUUUUGGAGUAAGGAAAACGCCCUCAGACUCUUUACAAUGCAAAAAUGUACAAACCGAGGUGGGAUUUUUCUGUGUCGGCCCAGAGACUGUUCACACGCCGUUUGCAUGAAAUGAAGAACGUUUAACUUUUUUUAAUUUUUCUUUUUUGCUCAAGUUUUAGGGGCAUUUGCACAUAUAUUUGUACUAUACAUUUCAUUUUAAAAGGAAAACUGCAGUGAGAGCAGGACGCGUCAGAGCGAGGGGUGACCGCUGUCUGACUCGAGGACUCUCUCUGACAGAUAGUUCCCAUGCAGUUGUAAAAUAAUCAGAAACUUGUUCUAUUUUGUGCCAGUGACAAUAGUUUUAUAUUAAAAGAGAAAUACAGUUUUCAUACAGCAAAUCUAUACAAUAUCAUUGUUUUAUUUAAUGUAAAGAAGCGCUCUUCUUCCCACAGUUAUUUUUCCCAUCCCUCCCUGCUAUGGUUGCACUACAAGUAGCUACUGUGUAUUAUGGGCAGUGAGAAAUGAGUUCUUUUCCUGGUGUCCAUCCUAUUUUUUAUUUCAAAUAAGGAAAAGUGUUGGAUUCUGUGUAAAUACAUCAGUGAUGGCAUUUUUCAAUGUUUUAAAGCUGUGUACAGUGCUACAUGUGGUAUGACGUUCCUCAAAUUGUCUAUUGUAGCAGAUCCUUUGUCGUAACCUGUCUGUCUCUUUUGUUUCUCUGCCACCUCCCCGCAGCAGAACAGCUAGUUCCACUGUACAUAGUAAUUGUAACGUUUUAGACUUUACAGAAACUUUCCUGUAUUCUGUAUAUAAAAAAAAAUACUUCACAUUCUGUUUUC